Messenger RNA from Pungitius pungitius (ninespine stickleback), 5859 nucleotides. RefSeq names its product fibrillin-2-like. The coding region runs from base 1 to 5139 and encodes 1712 amino acids. NCBI's taxonomy places the organism in Eukaryota, Metazoa, Chordata, Actinopteri, Perciformes, Gasterosteidae. Gene Ontology annotation, cellular component: extracellular region. The transcript has 42 exons. Gene Ontology annotation, molecular function: calcium ion binding. The record is from RefSeq and is a predicted model, not a curated record.
AUGGACCAGGUGGAGUUCAGCAUCACCAAGGAGCAGUGCUGCUCAGCAGCAGCAAGAGACGGACUCUGUGACAAAGGCAUCAAGAUGGCCGUGUGGCAAGGGGCCUGUGAGACGCCGUUCUUCCAAGGAAAACCUUGGGAAAUCCAAAUCUCUAAGAUGUGCUGUGACUGCUGUGCACUCGGCCUUAUAACAGCGAGCCAGGGUUCCAGCUGCAACUUCCAGGGUUUGUUGCUGCUGGAAACGUGUUUGCAAACAGCCAAAGCCUGCUGUGAUAAAAGUUCAACAGCAGCAAACAAACCGACUGAAAAUGAGGUUGAGCUUCGUGUCACACAAAGGUGCUGUGAGGAUGGGAGAGAUCGGGCCCUUUUAGGACAAUACUGUACAACCCUAUCCUUCUUCUCACCAUCCUACACUUGCAGUAUCACCAAGGGGCAGUGCUGUUCAGCAGCAGUUGGAGAAUGGUUCUGCAACAAUGGCAUUAAGAUGGCGAAGGAGAAAGGAACCUGUCAGAGACUUUUUUCCAAAGCAGAACACUGGGAAACCCAAAUGUCUAAGAUGUGCUGUGACUGCUGUUUGCUCGGCCUGAUGACAGCAAGCCAGAAUUCCAUCUGUGAUUUUGAGGGUUUGUUACUUGGGAGACAGUGUUUGGACACAGCUAAAGCCUGCUGUGAAAAAUACACAGCAGUAAUCAAACCGACUACAAAUGCACCAGUGACAGAAAGCCUUAAUUUCAUCUUGUUUGAGGAUAACGUCGACCUCUGUAGAGACUUAAACUGCUCCCAGUUGUGUAAAGGGAAUGGUACCUGUGCGUGUCUUGCUGGUUAUGAACUGCAAAGCGAUGGAGUGAAUUGUCAAGAGAUUGAGCUUUCUACUGUACAGAGGUGCUGUCGGGAUGGAAGGGAUCUGGCCCUUGCAGGACAACACUGUACAGCCACCCUGCCCAUCUCAUCUUCCAACACCUGCAACAUCACCAAGGAGCAGUGCUGCUCAGCAGCAGCAAGAGACGGACUCUGUGACAAAGGCAUCAAGAUGGCCGAGUGGCAAGGGGCCUGUGAGACUCCGUUCUUCCAAGGAAAACCCUGGGAAAUCCAAAUCUCUAAGACGUGCUGUGACUGCUGUAUCCUUGGCCUGAUGACAGCGAGCCAAAGUUCCAGCUGCAACUUUCAGGGUUUGUUGCUGCUGGAAACAUGUUUGUACACAGCCAGAGCCUGCUGUGAAAAAAGUUCAACAGCAGAAAAUAUACCAACUGAAAAUGAGGUUGAGCUUCGUGUCACACAAAGGUGCUGUAAGGAUGGGAGAGAUCGGGCCCUUUUAGGACAACACUGUACAACCCUAUCCUUCUUCUCCUCGUCCUUCACUUGCAGUAUCACUAAGGAGCAGUGCUGUUCAGCAGCAGUUGGAGAAUGGUUCUGCAAAAACGGCACUGAGCUGGCCAAGGAGAAAGGCACCUGUCAUGGACUCUUACCCAAAGGAGAGCCCUGGGAAACCCAAAUAGCUAAGAUGUGCUGUGACUGCUGUUUGCUCGGCCUGAUGACAGCAAGCCAGAAUUCCAGCUGUGAUUUCCAGGGUUUGUUACCUGGGAGACAGUGUUUGGACACAGCUAAAGCCUGCUGUGAGAAAUACACAGCAGUAAUCAAACCGACUACAAAUGAGAUUGAGCUUUCUCCUGUACAGAGGUGCUGUCGGGAUGGAAGGGAUCUGGCCCUUGCAGGACAACACUGUACAGCCACCCCACCCAUCUCAUCUUCCAACACCUGCAACAUCACCAAGGAGCAGUGCUGCUCAGCAGCAGCAAGAGACGGACUCUGUGACAAAGGCAUCAAGAUGGCCGAGUGGCAAGGGGCCUGUGAGACGCCGUUCUUCCAAGGAAAACCCUGGGAAAUCCAAAUCUCUAAGACGUGCUGUGACUGCUGUAUGCUCGGCCUGAUGACAGCGAGCAGAAGUUCCAGCUGCAACUUCCAGGGUUUGUUGCUGCUGGAAACGUGUUUGUUCACAGCCAGAGCCUGCUGUGAAAAACGUUCAAAAGAAGAAAACAAACCAACUGAAAAUGAGGUUGAGCUCCGGGCUGUACAGAGUUGCUGUCAGGAUGGAAGGGAUCGGGCCUAUAUAGGACAACGCUGUUCAACCCUCUCCUCCUUCUCCUCCUCAUACAGUUGCAGUAUCACCAGAGAGCAGUGCUGUUCAGCAGCAGUUGGAGAAUGGUUCUGCAAAAACGGCACUGAGCUGGCCAAGGAGAAAGGCACCUGUCAUGGACUCUUACCCAAAGGAGAGCCCUGGGAAACCCAAAUAGCUAAGAUGUGCUGUGACUGCUGUUUGCUCGGCCUGAUGACAGCAAGCCAGAAUUCCAGCUGUGAUUUCCAGGGUUUGUUACCUGGGAGACAGUGUUUGGACACAGCUAAAGCCUGCUGUGAAAAAUACACAGCAGUAAUCAAACCGACUACAAAUGCACCAGUGACAGGAAGCCUUAAUUUCACCUUGUCUCCUGAUAAAGUGGACUCCUGUAGAGACUUAAACUGCUCCCAGUUGUGUAAAGGGAAUGGUACCUGUGCGUGCCUUGCUGGUUAUGAACUGCAAAGCGAUGGAGUGAAUUGUCAAGAGAUUGAGCUUUCUCCUGUACAGAGGUGCUGUCGGGAUGGAAGGGAUCUGGCCCUUACAGGACAACACUGUACAGCCACCCCUCCCAUCUCAUCUUCCAACACCUGCAACAUCACCAAGGAGCAGUGCUGCUCAGCAGCAGCAAGAGACGGACUCUGUGACAAAGGCAUCAAGAUGGCCGAGUGGCAAGGGGCCUGUGAGACGCCGUUCUUCCAAGGAAAACCCUGGGAAAUCCAAAUCUCUAAGACGUGCUGUGACUGCUGUAUGCUCGGCCUGAUGACAGCGAGCAGAAGUUCCAGCUGCAACUUCCAGGGUUUGUUGCUGCUGGAAACGUGUUUGUUCACAGCCAGAGCCUGCUGUGAAAAACGUUCAAAAGAAGAAAACAAACCAACUGAAAAUGAGGUUGAGCUCCGGGCUGUACAGAGUUGCUGUCAGGAUGGAAGGGAUCAGGCCUAUUCAGGACAACACUGUACACCCCUCUACUCCAUCUUCUCCUCCUCAUACAGUUGCAGUAUCACCAAGGAGCAGUGCUGUUCAGCAGUAGUUGGAGAAUGGUUCUGCAACAAUGGCAUUGAGCUGGCCAAGAAGAAAGGGACCUGUCAUGGGCUGUCAUCUAAGCCAGAGCACUGGGAAUUCCAAAAAUCUAAGAUGUGCUGUGACUGCUGUUUGCUCGGCCUGAUGACAGCAAGCCAGAAUUCCAGCUGUGAUUUCCAGGGUUUGUUACCUGGGAGACAGUGUUUGGACACAGCUAAAGCCUGCUGUGGAAGAAACACAACAGAAAUCAAACCUACUUCAAAUGAGAUCGAGCUUUCUACUGUACAGAGGUGCUGUCAGGAUGGAAGGGAUCUGGCCCUUGCAGGACAACACUGUACAGCCACCCUGCCCAUCUCAUCUUCCAACACAUGCAACAUCACCAAGGAGCAGUGCUGCUCAGCAGCAGCAAGAGACGGACUCUGUGACAAAGGCAUCAAGAUGGCCGAGUGGCAAGGGGCCUGUGAGACACCGUUCUUCCAAGGAAAACCCUGGGAAAUCCAAAUCUCUAAGACGUGCUGUGACUGCUGUAUGCUCGGCCUGAUGACAGCGAGCAGAAGUUCCAGCUGCAACUUCCAGGGUUUGUUGCUGCUGGAAACGUGUUUGUUCACAGCCAGAGCCUGCUGUGAAAAACGUUCAAAAGAAGAAAACAAACCAACGCAAAAUGAGAUUGAGCUCCGGGCUGUACAGAGUUGCUGUCAGGAUGGAAGGGAUCGGGCCUAUUCAGGACAACACUGUACAACCCUCUCCUCCUUCUUCUCCUCCUCAGACAGUUGCAGUAUCACCAGGGAGCAGUGCUGUUCAGCAGUAGUUGGAGAAUGGUUCUGCAAAAAUGGUAUUGAGCUGGCGAAGGGGAAAGGGACCUGUCAAGGACUCUCGUCCAAACCAGAGCACUGGGAAUUCCAAAUAUCUAAGAUGUGCUGUGACUGCUGUUUGCUCGGCCUGAUGACAGCAAGCCAGAAUUCCAACUGUGAUUUCCAGGGUUUGUUACCUGGGAGACAGUGUUUGGACACAGCUAAAGCCUGCUGUGAGAAAUACACAGCAGUAAUCAAACCGACUACAAAUGCACCAGUGACAGGAAGCCUUAAUUUCACCUUGUCUCGUGAUAAAGUGGACUCCUGUAAAGACUUAAACUGCUCCCAGUUGUGUAAAGGGAACGGUGCCUGUGCGUGUCUUGCUGGUUAUGAACUGCAAAGCGAUGGAGUGAAUUGUCAAGAUGUGGAUGAGUGUCGUACAGGGAAUGUAUGCGGCAACCAUGGCUGUGUCAACCUGGUGGGCACGUACCGCUGUGAAUGCAGAAUUGGCUUCAUGUUUAACAGUUUAACCAGACAGUGCGAAGAUAUUGAUGAGUGUGCUUGGCCUGCUGGAGGUCAUCAGUGUUCCUACAGUUGCUCCAACGUCCCAGGAAGUUUCCGUUGUACCUGCCCAUCCACAGGCUACAUGCUGGCACAGAAUGGACGCACAUGCCAAGACAUUGAUGAAUGUGCAGCAGGGACACAUACCUGUUCUCUCCCUGGAAGCUGCUUCAACAUCCUGGGAGGGUUUCGAUGUCUGUCCUUGGCAUGUCCUCAAUACUUCCAGCUAGCAGGGCAGGGAAAAUUUUCUUCGGCCAGUUGGAAUUGUUUUAAGGUCUCCCACCCUCAGGAUGUUGGCUGCUAUUACUAUUCCAUCAACUUUAUCAGCUACAUCUCCGUCUCCUUGCCAACUGUCCGAGUAAUGAGUGAACCAAAAGAAAUAACUUUCUUGCAGACUACUGCAGUGGCUAACUAUGCUCAUCUACCUGGUGGCACAGAUGUUUUUUUUAACAUCCUGGUUUCAGACGACCAAUCCUCUUUUGAUGUGAUAAAGCGUUCCUACGAGGGCAUGUUUGUUGGUGUGGUUCGUCAGGUGAAACCUCUCCGUGGUCCCAAAAACGUUGUGUUCCAGGUGUCUUUGACCUAUGUCAAGUCAGGGGUUGUUUCUUAUCGCAACAUUGUCAUCAUCCAUUUCUUCAUCUCUGAGUUCUGCUUUUGAAGUAAGCAAUUGAGAGAUACUACAUUAGUUAUACACAACAUUUCUUUCACUCCAUUUGAUGCCAACUAACAUGAAUUUACUGUACCAGUUUGACUUGAAUUCAGACUUUUUUAAUUAUGACCACUGGCUGGCCUGUGUAACCAUUUUUGAUCAAUAUCAUCUUCAAUGAGAGACCAGAUUUGAGAUGCUUCAGUUGAUAAUAAAAGGCUUCAUCUAUGGACAUGUUAUCUACAUUGAUUGAGGAUUGAUUGUGUCCCAUCAACCAUAAAAUCCCAAAGACUUUGCCUCAACCAGGUAAUACUGGGAAUGUUUGCAUCUUGGAAUACUUACUAUUAAAAAUAAAUUGCUGCUUUACAUGGAAUUCCCCAAAGGCUUGUACAGUUGUUUUGCUGCAUUGUCUCAAAACGUGUCUGGCUCAAUGAAUUGAUCCUCUGACCAUCAAUAUUUGCUCUAUUUGAAUGGAUUUCAUAUGUGGGUGCAGCAGGAGCAGCUGAGAGCCUGUAAAGAAUUAUGGGGGAUACAUACAUGGAAUAGACCAUAAUAUAAAUUCCUUUUUUUCCAGAGAGACCUAAAAAGCUUCUGUGAUGGUUGAGGAUAAAUGUCACCAGCCAAAUCGAUUGUUAUCAUCUAUCUGACAGUCUUCAACUUAUAACAAGGCUAUUAGUUAGUAUUCAUAAACCUUUGCAGGAUGCCUUUACAUGAAUGUGUACUGUUUUUAUA